AUGCUUGAGAAUGUUGACGAUUUCAUCAGAGCAGUCCACGAAGGAGACCACGGCAUUAGGCCUGCAGGCGAAGGUGAAAACGCCGAAGCAGAGGUGCUUUAUGUUUCCCUAGGGAAGCGCAAGGCCUCGGUUACGCCAUCAAGCUCAAUCAAGCGAAUUAAAGUCGCCAAAACAACUUCCAGUGCCUCCUUGCAUUCAGGAGCAAGACCCCCUACUUACGUAGAACGUGCACUCGCUGCAAACACGAAUGUUCUGAACGCCGCCAUUGACGACUCCUCCAACGCCGCCGUUGGCAACUCCUCCAGCGCCGCCGUUGACGACCCCGGCGAUGCCGAUCUCACGCCUCAGUCUAGUGGCCGUACUCUCGUUGCGGAAGCAGGGCCGGUUGUUGUUGCUUAUUGUCAUGCGCUGCGCGGAUACGUGGGGCAGCUGCCAUUCGGUGUGCAGUGGGAGAUCGCCCGAUUCGUGAACGCAGGCUUCGCAUGGGACAAAUUCACCGUCGACGGCCUUCUUGAGUUCGCGAAGCUGGGAAGCAACGCAAAAGCGGCACCUGAGGUCGCCCGGAUCGUCGCUGACAAUCUGUCCGAGCAGUCGGAGAGCACGAAAGACAUGCGCGCGGAUGCCUUCGCUUCUGCGUACGCGAAAGAAAGAAGCGUGAAGCUCCCCUGGGACGAGCUCGACAAGGAAGACACCAUUCUGAGGCACUCCCCGCAUGGCGGUCUAGGCUGCAACGAAAAAGAGCCGUACUUGAUGGACGACCCAUGGUACGGCGGACGUGUCCAUUUCACGGCCAAGGUCGUCCUCUCCAGCAUGAUGCCUAAUGAUAAGAGCGAGCUGUUCUCCCUACGGCUUGAUCGCCCGGUACUCGGAUCAUCAAACCUGUUCGCACGGCGCUUCGGGUCGCGCAAGUUCAUUCGAGUCCGGAUGUCGAAGGACAUCUACAUGGGUCCGGACAAGAAGGCGCGCGAAGAACUUUUGAUGCAAUUCUUCCAGCGGCCUUUCGUGAUCAACGGCUUCGUCUACAAGGCGUUCUACGCGAAGGAGCAGAACGUCUUCCUCUUCCAAACGAACGAGUUCUGGGAUGGCAAUCGGAUUUGCGACCCGAAGCCAAUCUCGUUGAGCCCCUUGCACCGCGAGCUUUCCUUUAUCGAAUUUAUCAACUUUCAUAACGAUUUAACUCGUAACAAAGAUCAAACUAUGGUCAAAUGGGCUGCUCGCUUUGCUCUUGGCCUGUCGAACUCUGUUCCAGGGCUGCGGCUACAUCCGUCCAACAUUGCAUUUGAGGAAGAUAUCGUCUGCUCGGCAUGGAAGGGUGAAGGCAAAGCGCCGAACGAGCAAAUCAUGACGGACGGGUGUGGCCUGAUUCGUCUGGACAUUUUACAACAAAUUGCGGACCGCUUGGCAUGGCCCAUGGUACCGAUGGCCAUCCAAGUCCGUAUAUGUGGUAGCAAGGUCAAGAUCAAACACGCCGUAGACGGGAAAGUGCCACUCGACAUCGACCCAGCUAUGCUUACCAUCGACGUUCUGCGCCCGUCUCGCAUGACGAGCCCUGCUAGGCUCUCCACAGAGACAAUCAUCAAUCUCGCUGAAAACGGGGUGCACACCAGUGUUUUUGUCAAACUCAUGCAAGAAAGCAUGCAGAAGAAGGUCGAGGGACUGACGACGUGGCAAGGGGACUACGGCUUGUAUCGGCUGUGGAUGAACGUCGCCCGUGCAGGAGGUAUUGUCUCUGCCCGUCUGGCUCGAGAGGCUGCUGGCGCUGCCCGCGCGAAGGGGUACAUCUUCGAGGACUUCACUGAUGAAGCAGGAGACGAGGACGGCUUUGAUCAGAUGGACAAGGCUCUUGAAGAUCACUCUACUGCGUGGUGGGAUGAUCCGAUCAGCGGUUGCCCUUCAACGCUCGAGGAGACUGUACUGGUGCUCCUUGACUCCGGCUUCAAACCCGACACUUGCCCGGUCCUGGCAGCCAAACUCAAGGAAGUCGUAAAACGUGCGAUCAACAGCUACGUGAGACGCUAUCGCGUCGAUGUCCCUCAAUCUUGCACAGCCUACAUUGUUCCAGAUCCCCUUGGCGUUCUGGAGCCCGGGCAGGUGCAUAUUAAAAGUAGUCGACGCAAUCUCGUCGACCAAGAUGGUAGACCCACUGAUAUCGUGUUGGGGGAAGUGCUGGUGACACGGCACCCGUGCAAAGUGCCUACGGAUGUUCAAAAGGUCACUGCUGUCUUCAACCAAAAGCUCAGCAGCUACGUCGAUGUGAUUGUAGUUUCCAUCAAAGACCACGUAUCCAACAAGAAGCUCAUGAACCGGCAUCUCGCGAGUUGUACUGGCGGUGGCGAUUAUGACGGUGAUACCAUGGAAGCCUUCUGGAACUCGGACUUGGUCGAAGGAUUUAAAAACGCCGAAACAAAGUUCCUCAACGAGCCUAAGAACGUACAGAAAUGUCUCGUCAAGAAUACCGAGACGGUUGCGCAAUUCCUGUCUCGUAACCCACUUUCUACUGAUAAGGACAUCAUGCAACCGGAAAUACAAAAGUAUCUUCUGGGCUCUCUGAGAGAUUCCUCAAUGGUGGGGACUUACUCUACGUGGUGGGAGAACGCCAUUUAUAGGUACGGGUAUCAGCACAAUCGGACAGUCUUUCUCGCCUACAUGUUUUGUGCCAUCCUCGAUGGUUCAAAGACUGGCGUCAUGGUUGCAGAGUCCGCCUACGAGAGCCAUAGGAAGCAAUACGCGCAUCGUCCGCCUGUCUGGAAAGAGACCGACGAGGAGCGGGAACGAUUACUUCGAGCAUUCACGAACGACGCGAAUUUGCAGCGAGAACGGCGAUUAGGACCCUUCGUCAUGGACGAAAUUUAUAAACAAGUGAACAAGGAGAGCAACAAGCAGCUCCGACACGUUGAAGAAGUACUCACAGCGAGGGUUGCCCAGCUAGAUGAGCAACUCGCUGCGCCCUGGAGAGAAGCUGUAACGCGUGUCGCCCUCCUCGCGAAGCGAGGCAAUCCCGACGCGGAGGCGGAGCUACAGGCUAUUUGUUCGCACGUCGAACAAGAGGGACGCGGCGCUACAGGUUCCAACGGUAACCCGAAUGCGAAGACGAAGUCAGGCUUCACGGGUCUGCCUAUCGAGAAGCGUCAAGACAAGUUGCGCGAGCUCUCGAAGGAGUUCAAUGCUGCACAAGCCAAACCAUUGCUCUACUUCAGCGAGGCAGACCUGCGGCGCGUGCGCGCAUCCUAUGCUUUUGUCUUCGACCACGAGACUUCUCGGGAUCACUGGUCACGCUUCCCUUGGGACGUCGCUAUGCGUACCCUUUGCGAAAUCAAAGCGGGAGCACUGGGACUGAGCAAGACGACGGACAACACGACCCAGCGCAUUGUACGACGGCAUUGGGUCAUCAAUCCACCCUUUUACCUCGAACACAAGAAGGUUGUCCAGAACACCUCAUCGCCCUUCACCCGCAGAGGCGUCCUGCUGCAUAUCUGUCUCGGGCUCCUUGACACUGUCGUCGCUUUCCAUUGCUGGCACGACUGUUGGGAGUUCUGUUUCCUCCUGGGCAGCUUCAGCCUCCGAGGACGCAGAAACUUCUGCAAUUGUGUCCGCUACCACUGUUGUGGUGUCAUCGUGCAGAGCAGGCUCAUCGUCCGCCUGCGUACCAGCCUCGAAUUGCACCUCCUCUGGUUCAAGAGCUUCGGCAGUCUCAGCGAUGUCGGUCUCCUCCGUGGGUUCAUCUCCAGCACAAUCUCCUCUAACGGUGCUGAAGGCCCCUCGUCCUGUUCAGCAGCGGGUGCGACAUCGUCUGUCUCUUCGGAAGGCUCAGAGACAUCUACUGGCGCAGCAUGGGUCCACUCUUCUGCCGCCACUACACCUUCCUCUGAACGCGCUUCCGGCUCCGAUGCAGUCUGCGCUUCCGAUUCGUGGGGCACUAGGGGCGGCGUCGAGGCGAAUAAGCCCUGGCUGCUGAAUGGGCGCAUACGCCUGGCUCUGCGCAUCAUCUGCUCCCGCCCGUGGGGGCUCGCGCGCAUACUGCUGGUCGAUGGACGCGGCGAGCAGACGCGGGUAGCUGUCUGCCGGAUCGCGGCCCUGGUCACGCUGGUGGUCAUCGAAGCCGAUGCCUGGGGGAAUAACGAGAAACUCGGCCGGGACGAGGUUGAAGCGCGACGUGAGCGCGAGGAAACGCGCGUACAGCGCGGACUCGGCCUCUGCUUGCGCAAAGGCGGCGCGGUGAUGGAAGUAUGCGUGCGCAAAGAUGCGUCCCAGACGGCGCGCCAGCGAGGAGAAGUGCCGGUGUGA
Messenger RNA from Postia placenta MAD-698-R-SB12, 4284 nucleotides. RefSeq lists its product as hypothetical. Lineage: Eukaryota; Fungi; Basidiomycota; Agaricomycetes; Polyporales; Adustoporiaceae. Gene Ontology annotation, cellular component: nuclear RNA-directed RNA polymerase complex. Gene Ontology annotation, molecular function: RNA-directed RNA polymerase activity. The transcript has 17 exons. Gene Ontology annotation, biological process: siRNA processing. Bases 1 to 4284 code for a protein of 1427 amino acids. The record is from RefSeq and is a predicted model, not a curated record.